AACAAAAUGACAUGAGGAAAGUCAGGAAGUAAAUAAAAAGUAAAAAUAAAUAAGAAUAUUGUAAGCGAUUGAGGUGCUGUGAUCUGGUGGCCAUAGUUGUAAGUAUGUAGUUUGUUUCUACAUACACAUACAAUGUAUCCACAGAUAAUAUCUCAAGAACAACUGAAGAUAACGAAAUGGCGGAUAAGGAAAUUUGUGAUGUGGACCGGCAGGAAAGAUGAGCCAGAAGAUGGGCACAAAUCAUCACAUGCAGGCACCAGUGACAAGAAUACUCCUCAGUUAAAUAAGAUGAUUCUAAACUCCAAAGGAAUGCCUGUGUUGGAUGCAGGAGCACAGCAGCUGCAGAACAUACCUCAAAACGUGCAGGGAUUCAAUGUUUUUAUUUUUUCGCCUUCUAAAUUGAAUGAUGUUGGUUUGGUUACAAAAGUAAAGAAUGGGGAACCAGUUGUCGUGAACGAUAGUAAAGAUGGAAGUUCUGGAGUAAACACACCAGAAGCCUUAGCACCUGGUCAGCUGAUUCCUUUAUUGGAGACUCAAAAUAUAAGUCCUGAAGCAGUAGAUCCAGACAGACUUAAUAAGACUAAUUUGGAGGGACAUAGAGAAGUGACAGUAAUUUCUGUCAAGUCCCAGUCUCGCAAAGGGUCUGCUGUUGUGAAAGAAAAUAAGGAAAGUUUGCAGUGUUUGAAGAUGUAUGGUGGAGUCAGAAGGAAGAGAUCUGGUGAGGAUGCUGGAAUUUUGCAGAAGGGGUCAAAUAAGCAUCUGAAGUGUGAUGAUGCAAUAGAAAAUUGGAGCUCAGAGAACGGUGCUGGCAAGGACAAAGCAUCUGUGUCUGGUGAUGGUACUUCAACCUCAGUGAAAUUGUGGCACUGUGAAAGACGGCGACACUUGUCUCAAUUUGCUGAUCAUUGGCAACUUGCGUUGGCAGAAAUAGGAUACAUCAAUUGUCCAAUGAUGGAGUGCAACUAUAUUAGUUUGUCAGACACUGACAUUGCCAAACACUAUUUACAGUGUGAUGGGAAGUCAUCUGUUGCAGUUAAUACGUGCCCAGUAUGUAUGCAUCGUUUGGGUACUGAAAAAGAUUUGAAAGCCCACGUGCAGAAGUCACAUCCUGGUGAUGGCUUUUACAGAAAGACACUGCAGCGAGUAAUGGCUAAAAAUGAAUUGAAAGCGGAGCCCGAAGCUAAGUUACUUCCAAGGAGACGCGGUUUUUGCAAAGUACACAAAGUGUCAUGGGACAUGGCCAUUGAGUCAAAAGGCUAUGUGAAAUGUUUUUUCCAGAACUGCAGCUACCUGGCACUCACUGUGGAUGAGAUGAUAAAACAUUAUGGCAUAUGUAGUGGUGGUGGUGAUGUAGGAGUGUAUCCAUGUCCAUACAAAUGCCCUCACUGUGGCGGCUGUGUGGAGACAGUGGAGAAGCUCAACACUCACGUGGGAAAAUCCCAUGCCUCGGAACAGCAUUCAUUUCAGAUUCAGUUGUCAGCCAGUGGUUCUGGAAGCUGUAAGAAAGACAGUAUCAUUCCCCCUCUAGGUUUGGUGAAACCUAUUAAGUCAGACAUCCAGGUGGAAAAGGACACUUCACUAUGCCAGGAUUCCUUCAUCAUCACAUUGAAUGCUUCUAACCAAAAUGAGGCAGCUGAAAAACAAAUAGAGGCAUUUUGCCUUGAUAAAGUGAAAGUUGAGAUAAAUGGAACUGAUGAAUACAAGUAUGACAGUGUACAAGAUGUUUGCCUAAUGAAUAGAGAUGAAUCUGUUUAUCACAGUACUUCCUUUCCUGUUGUUCAGGUAAAACAUGAAAUUGAUAGAACAUUACCAGAGAAACAGUCUCCAUCUUCCGAAGACGAGAUAGUUCAUUAUGAACGUGAAGAACAUAAUGUUGCAAAAAUCUUAGGAGCGAGGGAGAAGUACUGUGAAGGCAAGGCGGAUGCUAAUGAGAUUGUCAUCGAACGUGUAGAGAAGAGUACCGAUUCUGAAUCUGUUGUUCUUGCAGAAAUACCAGAUGUCAGUAUUCAGCUUCUUGCACCUAUUCCAGGUACAAUCAAAGGGGAAUUAGGUGUGGUACGUUCAGAAAAGGCCUCUGAUGUCAGUAUCUGUACAGUGGAGGAGCCACCUGAUUGUGUUAGCACUGAGAUGAAUUGGAAACAACAUUCAUUGUCUGAGAAUCAGCUCUUCAGCAGUGAUCUGUCAGGAAGUGGACAGUCAAAUAACAUUGAUGUUGAGGAUGAUGCUUUAUCUCAUUCCCACAUGAAGCAAUACUCAAAUAUUUAUAGUGAUGACAGUUAUAGCAGCAAAUUAUACCAACAGGUGAAUAAUGAAACAAGCUGUGAUGGUGGCCCUAUUUGUGAUACAAUAACCAAACAGUUUGACAUUUGUCAGAAUGUGGAACAGUCACCGAAAGAUUACAGUGGUGAUGCCAAGUGUAAAAUUUUGAAAACAUACAAUAGAAGGAUGUUGAGGUUGCAUUCUAAUGCCACGAUAUGUGAUGUCAGCAACCCUGUACAGUUGAGAAAGUCUGCAAAAGAAAUGACAUGUUUAAAGAAAGAGAAAUCAGAUGCUACUACAAGACAGCAGAAUGAGAGCGCUGUACAGCUGAGGAAGUAUGCAAAUAAAGUGGCUUGUUCGAAUAAAAAGAAAUUGGAUGCUACUGCAAGACAGCAGAAUGAGAGCCCUGUACAGCUGAAAAAGUCCAAAAAAAAUGUGGCUUCUCUGAAGAACAAGAAAUCAGAUGCUACUACUUCAGGACAACAGGAUCAGCAGGUGGAGCUGUCUGGUGAUCAGGGCACACAAGGCACAUUGCAUUGUCAUGACAUUCCAUGCUCAGCUAAUAAUGUACAGUCAUCACAUAUGAAGGAUGCUGGGAGUACAAACAUCUGUGACAUUCAAGUGCAGUCCAAAGUUGAUAUUGAUGUUGCAGAAGAGGUUGAGGACUCCAAAAUAGGAAAAAGUGAUAUGUCUGUGAGAGGACAUGACAGUGUUGCUGAAGCAAAUUCUGAACCCAGUGCAAGUUCAGAGUGUCAGAACAGCAUGGAGAUAGACAUCUGCAUUGUGAAGGACACACAAGGGCUACAGUGUGGUCAAUCUGUUGAGUCUGGAAGGAGAAGGGGUAGACCUAGGGGUCGGGGCUGUAGAGGUCGAGGCUCCAGGGGUCGGGGCUGUAGGGGUCGAGGCUCCAGGGGUCGGGGCCGCAACAACUUUGCGCACAAAGUUUUACAAAGCGAGAGAGAAUUGGAUCAGAGCUCUGAUGAAGACAAACUUGUUAAGGUUAGCUGUGCCAAGUGCAAGGAAGAGAUGCAGAAGAAGUUAUUUGAGCAACACAAUAGAAUGAAACACUGUGGGCUUGCCUGGAUAGAAGGAGGUGAUCCAAUAGAUUUUAAUGAUGAAAAAUUGUUGAUGGGGAUCCUGAAAAAGAUCCUCCUCACCAGAAAGUGGCUAACCUGUGAGACUUGUGGGGACAGCAAGCGGAGUGUUGUGGGCUUCAUCAGUCACCUGCAGUGCUGCCAGAAGUCUGUCCAGGAACGCCUAAUGUUGAGGGUGGAGUGCACGAUUUGUAAAAGGAUAAUGCUGCCUGUAAGUCUAAAAGUUCACAUGUCAACUGUCCACAAGAACCCGAAGGCAGAGGUCAUGACACUGGAGGAAAUGGAAGUGCAGUGCAAAAUGAAGAGGGCUGCUGCCACAAAAGCAGUGUCACUUAUGCAGGAGUUUAUCGGAGAAGAAGAAGUAGUAGAAGGCACUGAGAAGCCAACAAAACAUUCAGAUGGGUUGUACUUAAAAGUCGAUUCACAUAAUGUCACCAAUUUUACUCGUGGUUCAUGGAAACGCUCAAUAACAAUGUUCGGUAAAGUUUCCUGUCGUCAUGUUGGCUGCAGUGUUGAAUCAAUAACAUUUGAAGAGAUGUUGGAACACGAUUUGAAUUGUCCAAUGGCUCCAAAAAAGGGUUAUGCGUGUCGAGCAUGCAGCUUCCACUGUGAAACUGAGCCGGAAAUGAUGAACCAUGUGACAUCAGCACACGGAAGCUCUCCAGAGUGUUCUGACAGCUCUGACUUAGAUUCAUCUGGGGAAGAUGAACUGGGACUAGAGGAUGAUAAGAAAUCUCGGAGAAAGAAGUCAAGGUCAUCUUCAUCUGCUGCCCAAAAAUAUAAAAUGCAUGGGAAGAUGAAAAUUGCCAACAAAAUGAAAUUCUUAUCGACGGAAUUAAGUGGUCCUGUGUUUGGUGACAAACCAUAUGUGCCUGCAGUGAAGUGGACAUUGAGUUUUCAGUUGGAGAACUACAUGCAGUCACUGUACCCUAACAUUCAUUCCACACGUGAUGACUGGGUAGCUUUAACUUCAGCAGAGGCUAUGCAGUACCUGCCCCACACGAAGGAGUCAGUUCAGAUCUCCCAUCUCUCCAUGAAGCACAAGGUUCUGGUGCAGCCGCAGAAAGCAGUGAAGCAGUGGCAUCGCCUCGCGCUUUUUGAAGCUGAAGUCAUUGAUGGGACACCAAUUUUUUUUGCUGGUGGACCAGUAUGGGCUACUGCUUGGUGUCCAAUUCCUCUACACAAAGCUAUUUAUCGCACUGCACACAUAAACCAGUACCUCGCUGUGAGUUGUCACAAUGGAAUGGAGGAUACAUACAUCAGUGGUCAGAGAUACUCACAUAAUGGGCUCAUCCAAAUCUGGGACUUCGGACAUCUAGACAACCAGCAACCUUGCACCACUCCAAAACUUGCCCUGGGAAUUGCUCAUAAUUGUGGUGCAGUGUGGUGCAUGGAGUGGUGCCCCUCUGGCUGUUAUGAUACUCCAGAUAUGAAGGUGCCUAAUCACAGGCUGAGGCGACUUGGUCUGUUGGGAGCUGCAUGUUCUGAUGGCUCGGUGCGAAUAUUUUCUGUAUGCUUUCCAUCUGAGGUGCAGGACAAGAUCUCUGACAGUCCUCCGAUAUUCAAGGUGGAGCCGGUUCGAACACUGGUGCUGGAUGAUAGGCAGACAUGUCUUCUGGCAGACUCUGAAUGGCAGUGCACUCGUUUGUCCUGGUAUAAGGGCAAGGGUCACAGGAUAAUUGCUGGAAGUUUCACAAAUGGUAUGGUGGCUGUGUGGGACAUGUCAACUGAAUCACCACUGCUGAUCAAGAGAACAGGCAAAUCAUGCACCAUGUAUCCAUACCACUCCUUCCAGGCACAUAUUGGGGUGGUUUCAGCCAUAGCACUGAUCCCUCAGGAUGAUGGCCGCUACCUGAUGACAGGCUCGUUCGAUCGCUCCACCAAAUAUUGGGACCUGGAGGACACCAGUGCACCCAUCACUGUGAAAAAAAGAGGGUCUGUUACUGAUGGUGUGUGGCUCACUCAUUGGGUGUCUGCUGUGAACUCAUUUGACGACAGCUACUCCUUGGGACAUGCAAAUGGAACUUUGAAUCCAGUAAGGAAUUUUGGAUUUACCAGUUACCCGCUAUUGGCUCAGAACUCAGUGGCUUGGGGCUUGUCAACCUGUGACUGGGUCAAUGCUGUGGCUCAGAGUACAUUGGCUGGGGAACUGACAGUAAUUUUCUCACAUCAACUACUGAUAGCUGUGGACACAGAGAAAGGCAUGAAGGAUAAGAGAAUGAUCAUCAGCUACACUGAAGUUGCGCACUUAGUAAAUGAGGAAGAGGAGGGUUCUCAUAGUGGCAAAUUUUCAGACAAGACCAACAGUAUCAAUAGUUCCUCUUCAGCUGUGGAGAAAUCUCAAAGUGACUUUGAGGGCAUGUUUUUGAAAGUAGGAGGUACAAAAGAUACUGCUUUGUCGACAGAAGGCAGUCAUAUUGAAGACACGGACACAAGUUGUAUUGAUAAUUGUGAUGUGGCCAUGCCAGGCUGUGGCAUUUCAAGGAAAAACAGAGGAAAUCAGAAUUACGAAAAGACUAUUGAAAGGACAGGUGGAUGUGUUCAGGAUGGGGCUGCAAGAGGUUCACAGUCUCUGGGUGACAGUCCUAAUAAGUCAUUAAAUACCUCUCUUCAAAGCGACAUUCAGUUGAAGGACAGUACAAUGACAGGAAACUUGUGCACAGUUGUUCAUGAAGAUAAUAUUUUAUCGGACAAGUUGAGAAAUGUAAAUAUCUCAUGUCGGACUAGUAACCUGUUACAAGACGACUUCGGUGUGUCAGAUAGUGUUGAUGCAGAAAGAUGUUUUAGCAGGGAAUCAUCAGUUGUCCGAGAGGGCAUGUCCAAAGCUGAUGAGGCUGAUGACAUCACAAAGGAUGAUAUGGACUAUCCUGAGAAGACAGAUGAUGAGGAUGUGACAUUUGACAAUGACACAGAAUACAACAGUGAUAGUGAUAGUGAUAUCUUGGAUGAAAGUAAGGACAAGAAGGAGGCUUACGACAGUUUCAAGAUAAUGUCAUACGACAUGGCAGACAAGAAUUAUGGGCUGAUUCUGUGUGACUUUCCAACAGACAACCUGAAGCAUAUGCCUCGUGAGGCUCGUUUGUGGAUGCGACAGUCAGACAAGAUGAGAGCAGUAGAUGCCAGUGUGUAUCCUAUCAGCUCCAUAAACAGGUGAAUCAUCAUUCAAAAUGGAUGGAAUAAUAAACCAUAGAAAUUUCCGCUUGUGGGCCUUGGAGAAUUCAAAUUAAACAAAUGAUACUCAAUUUUAAUACAGAUUUCCUGUAAGUAUAUGGUGCGAGAUUAUUGGCAAUAUAGUUAUUGGACUGUUUGUGUUUGAACACCACAUGACUGCAGAGAUAUACCUAAACUUUGUCAACCUGUCAGAACUGCUUUAAGAUGUGCCACUUGAAGUCAGACCAGGCAUAUGGUUUCAGCACAAUGGUACAACUGUACACUUCGCAAGAUGUGUAAGACAACCAACCAACUAAAAAGCUAACUAAAGGCGGAGUCCUGCGCAAGCGCAAGACAUCAUCCCUUUCUAGGUACCAGCAUUCCUGUGUACGAAACACUUUGCUAGAAAUGGUAAACAGAGCCUUAAAACUAAAAUGGGAGUUUGCGUACGCUAACGGGGGUUUUGUCUUGGUAGGAGCCACGACUGUUCAAACUAGGGCCUGUUGCUGCUGAUGGGAGGUAAUUUUGUGAGGCAACUUGCCCAAAGGAAUUUGAUUGGUUGGUUCUCUGGGGUUUGAACCCAGAGGGGGUGGAGUCGCUUCAGCCGAAGGCCUUCGUGAUUGGGAAGCAGGCCAUGCCCCUCUUGAGUUAUACUCUGGCAUUUGUCUUAUAACUGAGGAAAAGCACGGAAAACCUCAGUCAGGGUAUCCAAGUGAUCAGACCACUCGUUGCACUGUCUUGGCCGUCUUUUCAGGGACAGCCGAGGCUGUGUAAGACAAUUUUUAAACCACUGAUUUGAAGGUCACUGGAUCAGCCUGGGAGGGCCACAACCCUGGCUGCCAGGGUCUGUGUAUGACUCCUUUGGAUUUAUCGAGUCCUACGUAAAGCCUUGUUUGUGAAAGAAAAUUACAAACACUUGCAGAGCUGACUUGCUGUUCUUCAGCACCGCACCACAGAUAAAAAAUGAUAGCAUCAUGCUUUGCAUGUUCUCUUUCAAAAACAAGGUGGUGACAACUUUAAGCAGUUAAUUGUAAUAAGUUAUUGGCAUGAGUAAAAAUUUUAAAAUGUUAUACAGGAUCUUUCUUUGUCUGCAUAAUUGUGAACAACUU
Molecule: messenger RNA, 7612 nt
Organism: Zootermopsis nevadensis
Lineage: Eukaryota; Metazoa; Arthropoda; Insecta; Blattodea; Termopsidae
Source: RefSeq, a predicted model, not a curated record